CUUUGUUCUCGCGCAUGACAUCAGUGUUUGCAGAAGAGUAGCUGCUGCACUGAGGGAAGGAAGGACAGAAGCACUUAAUCCGGCGUCUCGGUUCUUUGUUAGUUUAAGAGAGUAAUUCGCCGAAUAUUUGGGAUAUAUCAUCAACUACUGCUAAGACAUUGCCUCUCGGUUUACUGCUACACGAUUUCGGUGUGAAUAAUUGAAGCACAUCAUUUGAUCCUGUAGAGCUGAAGUUGAGGUUUGGAGUCAUGCAGAAGACACAGAGUGAGAGUGUUUGGGCUGAUGAAGCUCCACAGAGGCUGUCCUGGAGCGGCCUGGUGCAGAAACUCAGCAGCAGUAACAGUAUAGACUCCGAAUCCGAGCACAGUGGCACAGACGAUUGCUCAGAUACUGGUUCCGUAUCUCUUCCUGACUUGUCUGCUAUGGAUGCCGACACGUUCUACGACCCAACAGAAGAGAGCCUCUGUAAAGAAGUAGUCCAACAGAUUGCUCUUAGCCUGAUUGAAGCAAAAGGCUGCACAUUGCACUGUGCUAAACUUCUUAUUCCCAACAAGCUGCUAGAACACAUAGGGAGCGAGCUGGUGCAGCUGGCAGCAAGUGAGCCAUGUGGCCUCCGGGGGGCGCUCAUCGAUCUGUGUGUGCAGCAGGGAGAGAUGUUUCACAGUGUAAGCCAGAUUGCUGCUGACCCCUGCGUUGUCCCCACCUUUCAGCUCACUCUCGUCCUCAGGCCCGAGUCAGGAGGCAUAUGGCCAAAGAUCCAGGGCUUGUUUAUUGCCAAAUCUUCAUCACUGCCUCUGAGAGCUGCCCUAAAACUCAGCACUGGCUUCAGAGUGAUCAAAAGAAAACUGUACAGCUCAGAAGAGCUGCUUAUUGAAGAAUGUUGAGCCACAAGGACCAAAUCUGGGUAUUACUGAGGCAUUUAUGGCUCUGUGAGGUCAACAUUUUAGUGAUCUGAACCAAGGACUUCAGAUAAUACUGUGUCGAUUGGCUUUAUAUUGAUGAUAUUACCAGAUGUUGCAGGUCUCUUUUGUCACCAGGGUGUUUAUACAAAAAAGAGCAUAGGGUACAAAAAAGUAAUUGCAUCCUCAUAUUCACUGAUUGCUGUAUGUACGUUAUAGAUACUGCAUUCAUAUAUUGCACUUCUUUCAGGCAGUUCUCAAACCCGUUUGGUGCCGUUUUGUCUACUGCUUUGAAAUGUUUACCUCACGUUUUAUUUUCUGAAAAUGACUGGCAGCUAUUUCAUUAACCUGAUUUACCCAUGUCAUGAAUUUAUUUUUUUUUUUUUAUCCAGCGAGCACCAUUUUGUGAUCCAAGGUUGAUCUUGUGUUUUUAAAAUGGGUUCUUCGCAUCUUAAUUGUUUUUAAACACCGUUAUCAUGCAUAUUCACUUGUGCAUCAUUAUUUAUUUGAUAUUCAAAUACUGUUACGUUUUAUACGUGCAUUAAGGAAAAUCAGAAAAUAAAAUAUUUUUGAAGAAA
Messenger RNA from Tachysurus vachellii, 1477 nucleotides. It is a transcript of the gene ddit4, whose product is annotated as DNA-damage-inducible transcript 4. Lineage: Eukaryota; Metazoa; Chordata; Actinopteri; Siluriformes; Bagridae. The record is from RefSeq and is a predicted model, not a curated record. Gene Ontology annotation, molecular function: 14-3-3 protein binding. Gene Ontology annotation, biological process: negative regulation of TOR signaling; response to hypoxia; apoptotic process. Gene Ontology annotation, cellular component: cytoplasm. The transcript is spliced from 3 exons. The coding region runs from base 249 to 884 and encodes 211 amino acids.